AUGAUGCUCUCAUCCGCACAAUCCCAGAGCUCUCCUGCUCCCUCCAACACUGACAGCCUCCCUGAUGAGUCUUCGGCAGAAUGCUCCGCAGGAUUUCUCCGCUGCCCAUCCCUUGACGAGGAUUGCCCUGUUUUCCUCCAGCUUGCUUCCCACCAUGAUAUGCUACACGCCGUCGAGAUCAAAAGAUGUCAAACGUUUGCCAUCCGUCGAUCCUCCCUCACCCUCGGCGACCUCCUUGGCGAGGGAUCAUCUGGCGAGGUCAGGAGCGCCCUCUACAAUGGAAACGAGGUCGCCGUCAAGACCCUGUGCUCGAAGCUCGACGCCCGGUCCGAGGAGGGCAAGGAUCUGCUCAAGGAGAUCAGCAUGAUGAGCUAUGCGUUCCGGCACAAGAACGUGGUGGAGUUCUACGGCAUCUACGAGCACGACGGGCUGCCGUGGCUGUACUACGAGGCCAAGAAGAAGUCGCGACGGGACGGGCGCUGGCGGCCCAAGACGAGGAGGGCAGUGUCGUGGGUGGAGGACAUCCUGAGCGCGCUGGCGUACCUGCACGCGCAGAAGCCGCCGGUGAUCCACCGAGACAUCAAGCCGGCCAACAUGCUGCUGACGGGGGACGGGAGGACGGUGAAGAUCGGGGACUUCGGGCUCAGCAGAAGGUGUCCUCAUGCAGCUGCAGCAUCAGGAAAUUCGUCACCUCCGAGACCAGGCGGAAGUCCACAAGGAGACGCUGGUGGGAUAGAAAUUAGCCUUGACCUUACUGCGACAACGGGGACGUACCGGUACAUGGCGCCGGAGAUCUUCCGGGGAGAGGGUCAGUACACGGCGGCGGUGGACGUGUACUCUUUCUCGCUGGUGAUGUGGUACAUCUUCGCCGGGGAGCAUCCCUUCUGCAACAUCGACGGACACUCGGUGGCCAGCAUGGCAGCAAAGUACGACUUCCGUCCUUCGGUUUUGAGCGAGCGAAUGAUGCCGAGGGAGCUACAAGAGAUGAUGGGGCGAUCAUGGGCGGGGAUGGCAGAGGACAGACCGAGGGCGGCGGAGCUUCUUGAGGAGAUCGAGGCAUGGCGGGGCAGAAAGGCCGCCUGCAGUCUUAGUGGCUAUUUGUCAUGGAGAAGUAGUCCAAGUCCCGGGCCUGGACUAUCAAGAUCAGAGACCUGGUAA
Molecule: messenger RNA, 1158 nt
Organism: Guillardia theta CCMP2712
Lineage: Eukaryota; Cryptophyceae; Pyrenomonadales; Geminigeraceae
Exons: 2
Coding region: 1-1158 (385 amino acids)
Biological process (GO): protein phosphorylation
Molecular function (GO): protein kinase activity; ATP binding
Source: RefSeq, a predicted model, not a curated record